CGCUGGACCUGGUCACACUGGAGUGGUGGAAUGUUUUCAUAAUUUUUAGCCGGUGCUUGUAAAAUGCUUUUAAUUAUAUAAUAAAGCGCACUGGCAGUAAUGGAUCCCAUUGAUACCACCAAGCGCAAGCCCAGACGCACCUUCGGCACACCAUCCUACACGUACCGCAAUCGUUUUGCCUACGCCCUGCUGGCCGCUGGAACAGUGCUCUUCGGGAUUUGGAGCCUGACGCCCAUUCAGCGGAUCUCCAACGAAAAGCUGUCCGCGGCGUUGGCCCAAACCGAGCAGGAGCGGGAUAGGAAGGCCCUCUUCGAGUUUCCCGCUCCGCGCACAGCGCGUUUCAUUAAGGAGGCCAUCGAGGAGAGUGAGGAGCAGAGGGUUAAAUAAUGGAUCGACAGACGCGGCGGGCGAACUUCAAGAACCUGCAGCAAGCCUCCAACAAGCUUCGGUAAUUCUUAUUUAAAUAUACAUAAUUAUUUGUUGAUGAAUAAAAUGUAGUUUAUUAACCAAA
Messenger RNA from Drosophila kikkawai, 511 nucleotides. RefSeq lists its product as uncharacterized. Lineage: Eukaryota; Metazoa; Arthropoda; Insecta; Diptera; Drosophilidae. The record is from RefSeq and is a predicted model, not a curated record.